GGCGGUGAGACGGUUUGACGCAGGCGUGAGGCUGAGGUCAUCACGCAGGCAGCGCCUGGAGCGCGGGUACCGGCAGCUCCUGAAUAAUUAGCUUCCCUCUAGCCUGAAUGCUAGCAUCCUGCAGGAGGUCGGGAUGCUCCGUUGAAAAGGAGUGCAUCACCUGAUCCUAAUCAACUCGUCUCCCAGUUUAUAGAAUACCACUGAUUCUGUGUCUGCAUUGAAAGCCAUUCAGCACAGUAUGGCUUGGAUCCAGGAAGCAGAGCUGAACUUUGUAGAGAGGUUGUGUGCAUCCGUUCUAAAGGUUGGUCCAAUGCCUAAGCACGUGGCCUUCAUCAUGGAUGGGAAUAGACGAUUUGCCCAGAAGUGUCAAAUGGAGAGAGCAGAGGGCCACUCCCAGGGUUUUGAGAAACUGGCUGAGACCCUUCGGUGGUGUUUGAAUCUGAAUAUACGAGAGGUGACCGUUUACGCUUUCAGUAUUGAGAAUUUCAAACGCUCCAAAGAGGAAGUGGAUGGGUUGAUGGAACUUGCACGGCAGAAGUUCACAAGACUCCUUGAAGAACAGGCGAAUUUGAAGAAGCACAGUGUUCGUAUCAGAGUCCUAGGAAACCUGAGCUUGUUGCCGGGUGAUAUUCAGGAGCUGAUUGCACAGGCAAUGCUAGCAACACAGAGUUAUAACAAAUGUUUCCUGAACGUGUGCUUUGCCUACACCUCUCGGCAUGAGAUCACCAGUGCUGUCAGUGAAAUGGCACUGGGAGUUGAGGACGGGUUACUAAGACCCAGUGACCUUUCUGAGACUUUGCUGGGCAAGUGCCUGUACUCGAGCAAUUCCCCAGACCCAGACCUACUAAUUCGGACAUCUGGAGAGGUUCGUCUCAGUGACUUUCUGUUGUGGCAGACCUCUCAUUCAUGCUUGGUGUUCCAGCCUGUGUUGUGGCCAGAGUAUUCUUUCUGGAAUCUGUGUCAGGCCAUAUUACAGUAUCAGGUCAACUAUCCCGCCCUUCAGAAAGCAAAAAUGUUGCAGGAGGCAGCAUAUCAGCAGCAGCAGUUGGACGUAGACCAUACCUGUGUACUGGAGCAGACACAGCCUGGCAAGGCAGGGGAGAUGGGAGGCACAGACUGCAAACAGGAACAAAUCCUAAAGUAUACCAGGGAGCGGGAGGAAAGAGUCUCCAACUUUCUACUGGAGCUAGAGAACAAAAGGAAAACAUUUCUCACAGACCUUGUUAAGGGCUCCACACCAUUUCUACGUGUUUAGGUCUUGUUAACAUAAGACAAUAGAAAGAAUACCCAUUAUGUAAGUUGGUGAAAAAUCAUGUAUCUGUGGUGGGACUGAUGUUGUUGAUCCAGUUGGCUCCUCUAUCCAUUAAGCACGGAGUGCUGAAUGCGGGAUCUCAUCUCUUAAUUCCUUUCUAACAGGUUUCUCACUCCUGAUUAAUGAGCUAGUGAAGUGCAGCUGCCUCCUUAUGUAUGUAACAUUAAGAAAAAGUGAUGGCUUGGAUGGCUCCCAACGGAAAUGCAAAUGGCUAAAAUCCUGUAGCCACACUAUGUUGCGAGAUAUCAUACUCUGACAUGGAGGUUGAAUACCUUUUAAUUUCCUAGUGUCUGGUGGAAUGGAAAUAUGUAAUAGCCAGACUUUUGUGCCAACCUGGUGCUAAAGAUAAAAUAUUACGGUGCUCUUACCAUAAGUGACAUUCUGACUCCCUCCCACUGUUGUACCCACCAAUUGUUUGCAAUUUGAACUACAGCAACCAUCCCAGCGCUGGUGUUGGUCCUCUAUCCUUACCUCAACAAUGAUUUGAAACAAUCUGUUACCAAUGUCUCUUUCCCCCCCAUUAGUAAAACUUGCCACUCUUGCACCACCAUCAUCAAGAUGAUCGUGGUGGCAGUUUGAUCCACCAAAAAGCUGCCGUCCCCCCCCCCCCCCCCCCCCCCAACUCCUCCCAUGCAGCAAUCUGUGAUCACAAUGGUUGAAUGAUGUUUGUGUACAGACAAUAGCAUGUUCUGUAACCCGCACAUUAGAACUGGAACUCAAAUUGCAAUCAGUGGCAAAUUAAUCUCAUCAAAAUCGUGCACUACUGGGAGAUGCAAGUCAUGAGUAAUCUUGCGGUUCCCAUUUCGGUUAAUUACUUUUUCAGGUGAAAGCUUUAAUAUUUUAGAAAUGUGAUGCAAAAUAUUUGUACAGAUCCUCUCAUGUGGAGUGCAUUAUUACAAGAAAUGUUUCUCCUUUGCAUGAAUCAGUAUCAUUUUACGGUCUGCUUCAAGCAUUGUCUAUUCCGGUCACAGAAUGGACUUUGCAUGCAGUUUCUGCCUGUUCUGAGAUUAAAAAUUAUGCCAGAAUAAUAUUAAAUUCAA
Amblyraja radiata (thorny skate) is the source of this 2352-nucleotide messenger RNA. It is a transcript of the gene dhdds, whose product is annotated as dehydrodolichyl diphosphate synthase. NCBI's taxonomy places the organism in Eukaryota, Metazoa, Chordata, Chondrichthyes, Rajiformes, Rajidae. The transcript has 9 exons. The coding region runs from base 239 to 1255 and encodes 338 amino acids. The record is from RefSeq and is a predicted model, not a curated record. Gene Ontology annotation, biological process: polyprenol biosynthetic process. Gene Ontology annotation, molecular function: ditrans,polycis-polyprenyl diphosphate synthase [(2E,6E)-farnesyl diphosphate specific] activity. Gene Ontology annotation, cellular component: dehydrodolichyl diphosphate synthase complex; endoplasmic reticulum.